Messenger RNA from Exaiptasia diaphana, 2226 nucleotides. Its product is annotated as SET and MYND domain-containing protein 4-like. The transcript is spliced from 2 exons. NCBI's taxonomy places the organism in Eukaryota, Metazoa, Cnidaria, Anthozoa, Actiniaria, Aiptasiidae. Gene Ontology annotation, molecular function: protein binding. The record is from RefSeq and is a predicted model, not a curated record. Bases 116 to 2080 code for a protein of 654 amino acids.
UCAUAAAUCGAUGUAAAGAAAUGUUCACAAGUUGGUAUGAUUGCAUUUAGUAGCAAGUGUAAACUUUAGUCUAUAACGAUAAAUAGUAUCAGAUAUUCUUUGAUGGAAAGUKUAAAUGGCUGAGGCGAAUGACUCCAUUCAGUGGACAUUAUACCAGAAAGUCUGUGAUAAACUAAAAGAAACAAAUGAUUUACAGACAUUGUCUGAAACAUUUGGUGGACUUAAUUCUGAUACGGAAAGAGUAAAGUUUGUUUUGGACCUUGGUGUYAUAGAUGAAAUUACUGACAUAAAGCCAUGCUAUAAACUCAAGUCCUCUAGUGAAUCCAAUGAACUUCGGGUUGAUGGAAAUAAGUUUUUUAAGAGCAAACAGUUUUGGAAAUCAUUAGAGAAAUACAAUCAGAGUGUCCUGACUGCAACUGCUGAUGAUAACAGAACAACAUCAUUUGCAUAUGCAAACAGGUCAGCCGUUCUUUUCCAUCUUGGUGAAUAUGAACUUUGUCUCAAAGAUAUCCAAAAUUCAAUUGAUUCAAAAUAUCCCAAAGAAAUGAUGCACAAGCUUGUUGAUCGUAGAGCAAGGUGCUACAAAGUWCUUGGAAGGUCAGAGGAAGAAAUCAAAGCAUGCAGUAAAGCCUUGGAGUAUGUUGAGGUUUCUGAUAUUACAGGCAAAGACAAGAUCUCAUUGAAGAAAGUAAAUUUGGAGAAAAAUCUGUGUUCAGUAAAGAGUGACCUAAGUGUUUUUGGUAAAGAUGUUCCAGCUCCUCCCAAAUUGACAAGCUUUAAUGACAAGUAUAUUGCAACUUCCAAGGCAUUUGACAUAGCAACAUCAUCCUCAAAAGGGCGUUACCCUAUUGCMGCUCUAGAUAUCGAUAUAGGAGAGGUYUUGGUGGUUGAGAAACCCUUUGCCUCAGUACUUCUAGAGGAAUGUCAAGCWACUCACUGCCAUCACUGUUUCCAAAGAACUCUUGCCCCAUUACCAUGUAAACAGUGUUCAUCAGUCAGAUAUUGUAGUCUCCAGUGUGCAACGCAAAGCUGGACACUUUAUCACUCAUUUGAAUGCGAGAACUUAAAUCACAUCUACAAGGCUGGUAAAUAUGGGCACCUUGCUUUGCGAACACUGUUAAUAGCUGGAUUAGACCAGUGCAAGGAAUUAGAUCAUACUAUUGGUACAAGUAAUGAGCUGAAAACAUUUGGGUUUAACAAUGCAGGAAUAUAUGAUCCAUCUGAAUACACCACAAUAUAUAACUUAGUUGGUCAUACAGAUGUAAGGACAGUUGGYGACUUAUUCCGCCGUACAGUAAUCGCUGUCUAUUUGCUAAAAUGUAUUGCACAGACAGACUUCUUCCAAGGUUCAAGAGUCAAGGAACYGGGAGGAAGUGAAAGCUUACUGACUGCAGGUGGGAUUAUCCUUAGACACCUGCAGAGCUUCCCRUGUAAUGCACAUGAGAUAGCAGAACUUCAACUCUCUAAUAAAUCAGUGGAAACAUCUGUAACAAUGGAGAUAGGUGCUGGUAUCUAUGCAACAAURAGCCUGUUUAACCAUUCCUGUGAGCCUAAUGUCACAAGGUUCUUUUAUGGUGACAAAUGUGUUGUCCGUGCUCUGACAAGCAUAACAGCAGGCCAGGAAAUUGCAGACAAUUAUGGUGUCCUUUCAGCUUUAACUCCAAGGAGUGAACGUCAAAGAAGACUUGCAAGUCAGUAUUAUUUUGAGUGUCACUGUCAGGCAUGUGAUCAAGAUGCUCCUUUGUUUGCUGAUAUUGCUACAAUAAAACAUCCAACUUUACGCUGUGAAUUCUGUGGGUUUGCUUUACCAACAAGUGAAAAAAMGAUCACUUGCUGUAAAUGCAAUGUUGACCAAAACAUCACCUUGAAAAUAAAGUUGUUAGACAAAUCAGAGCAACGCUUCAAAGAAGCAGUGGACAAGCUAUUUCAAGGAGAUGUUGCCAACUCACUCCCACAAAUACAAGGACAUCUGAGAAUACUAGAGAAGAAUGUUGUACCCCCCUGGCAAGGUUUUAACAGUUGCAAAGAACUUAUAAAACAAUGCUACAACAUGCUUGCAAAUUGUCAUAUCGUUGAUUGAGGACACCAGAAGUUUGGGAUGCCUGUCUGUUCAGAUAUCUUUGUCUAGUUCAGUAUGGAAGUUCCAUCAAAAAUGAAAUAUUCAAAUAAUAUUUUAGGUUGUAGGUCACUUUAAUAAGUACCAAAAAGUAGUAUAAAAACAUUCAU